This is a messenger RNA of Auxenochlorella protothecoides, 756 nucleotides long. RefSeq names its product Ankyrin repeat domain-containing protein 2. Gene Ontology annotation, molecular function: protein binding. The record is from RefSeq and is a predicted model, not a curated record. NCBI's taxonomy places the organism in Eukaryota, Viridiplantae, Chlorophyta, Trebouxiophyceae, Chlorellales, Chlorellaceae. Bases 1 to 756 code for a protein of 251 amino acids. The transcript has 3 exons.
AUGCAGCAGCAGCUGAGCCAGGCCCAAGAAGCCCUGCAGAACCCCGAGAUCCAGGCCCAGAUGGCAGACAUGAUGCAGACCAUGCAGAACCCCCAGUUCAUUGCCAGGAUGGCGGAGCUGAAGUCUGGCCGCAACCUGCACAUCCCCUUCCUGGUCCUGAUCGCUGGAACCAAUACUGCCACUCUGCAGGAGGACCCCGACCUUAAGCCGCUGUUCGAGGAGAUCAAGAAGGAGGGCAUGUCCGGUCUCAUGAAGUACAUGAAUGACCCCGUGCUGCUGAGUAAGGUAGGCCAGAAGCUGGGUGACCUGGGCGCCGGUGGCCCAGCACCAGUCGCCGGCGCCACCGCGCCGCCCGCCGAGGAGGCGCCCAUCCGGAACAUCCUGGACGCCUGCAAAGCCGGGGACCUGGAGGCGGUGGAGGACUACGCUGCGGUGGGGAAGGGGCGGCUGCAGGAUGAGGAGGGGCGGUGCGCGCUGCACUACGCCGCCGCCUUUGGCCGGCCCGAAGUGGUUGGCCUGCUGCUGGAGGGCCCCGACGCCGCCUUCCUUCUGGCCUGCCCCGACGGGCAGGGCAUGACGCCGAUCCAUUACGCGGCGGGGUAUGGCCACCCUGACAUCCUGGCCGCGCUGCUGGAGGCCGGGGGGGAUGCGGGGGCGCGCACCGGGGACGGCCGGUCUGCGCUGGAUAUCGUGCGCCAGGCGCCAGCCAACCCUGUGAACCGGCGGGAGGACCUGGUGCGGCGGCUGGGAGGAUGA